Messenger RNA from Macrosteles quadrilineatus (aster leafhopper), 1758 nucleotides. RefSeq names its product mucin-2-like. NCBI's taxonomy places the organism in Eukaryota, Metazoa, Arthropoda, Insecta, Hemiptera, Cicadellidae. The record is from RefSeq and is a predicted model, not a curated record. The transcript has a single exon. The coding region runs from base 94 to 1548 and encodes 484 amino acids.
GUCCACCUCUUAGAUCUAAGUAGCUUGAAGAGAUAUCACUAUACGAGGCAGGGUUUACACCUUAACUAUAAAGGAAAGAGAAAAUUGUCUUUUAUGAUAUUACAUACGUUAAAAUGCAUGGAAAAUAAACCUGUUAAUACACAAAGCAAUGUUGAACAGAGUAACGAAAAAUGUAACAUAACAGUUGCAGAAAGGGACAUGAACGAAUUUAUACUGAAGCAUCAAUGUAAUGGGGAUACUGCAUUCUCACAUUGCAUAUCAGCUGAUAAACAUAUGGGGGCAGGGGUAGCAGUAAUUUUUAAACAAAACUUUGGGAAACCUGCCCCUACAGACAUCCUCCAAGACAGUUUAGCAUAUCAACAGGUGAGUGGAGGAGCAGGAGUGUACAGCCUCAUUACCAAACCGAUAUACUAUUCUAAGCCAACAAUCACGGACUACAAUCAUGCCUUUGAACAGCUAACCAAAGACUUCCAAAAGAAGAAAUUUAAAAGACUCAUUUGUUCACCAAUGGGGUGUAUGCGUGAUCGAAUAUCCCCCAAACACUUUAUAUCAAACAUACGUAAGUUUCAACAGUCUACUAAAGCUUUGGUUACAAUAGUUUUAUCUAAUGAGAAAUCCCAUCAUAAUCUUAGAAGAGGAUUGACUCAUGAGCAGCUGUUAAAGGAACUCCAGCACAAUAUUUCUAUCUCACAAGACAAUUCAUCUAUCCUGUCUGCACAACUAGCAGCGAACCCUGCAAAACCAACAGAAACCCCUGCACAACCAACGACAGACCCGGCACAAGUAACAGAAAACUCUGCAAAACCAACAGAAACCCCUGCACAACCAACGACAGACCCUGCACAAGCAACAGAAACCCUUACACAACCAAUGACAGACCCUGCACAACCAACAGAAACCCCUACACAACCAACAACAGACCCUGCACAAGCAACAGAAAACUCUGCACAACCAACGACAGACCCUGCAAAACCAACAGAAACCCCUGCACAACCAACGACAGACCCUGCACAAGCAACAGAAACCCUUACACAACCAAAGACAGACCCUACACAAGCAACAGAAACCCCUACACAACCAACGACAGACCCUGCACAACCAACAGAAACCCCUACACAACCAACGACAGACCCUGCACAAGCAACAGAAAACUCUGCACAACCAACGACAGACCCUGCAAAACCAACAGAAACCCCUGCACAACCAACGACAGACCCUUCACAAGCAACAGAAAACUCUGCACAACCAACGACAGACCCUUCACAAGCAACAGAAAACUCUGCACAACCAACAACAGACCCUGCAAAACCAACAGAAACCCCUACACAACCAACGACAGACCCUGCACAAGCAACAGAAACCCUUACACAACCAACGACAGACCCUGCAAAACCAACAACAGACCCUGCACAACCAACAACAAACUCUGGACAACCAACAACAGACCCUGCACAACCAACAACAAACCUACAGUCUUCUCCAUGUCAAGGCUGGCCUACACCUGUAAUAGAGGAUGCCAAGAAAAAUUUAAAGACAUCAAGCUGUUAAGUCAAAAAGAGAAGCGACACAACAACCAGCCAAACCUACAACAUCCUACAAAAUAGUGUCUUGUGUCAGUGUGAGUGAUCCUGGGCAAUAUGGUGGAAAGUGUGAUUCCAGCUCUUCAAACAAGAUGUUUUAGACAACAAAACUCUAACUGCCAUCUCCUGUAAUGCUAGUCUAGAUACUGUAGUCAAAUAAUUAGCAAUACCUUAAGUA